CGCGCGACUCCACCCAACGGCCAGAACUGAAGCACAAAACAACUUUCGCGAGCGCGGCGCGAGUCAUGGCGUCAAAGAAGAUCUCCUGAAGAACAAACUGCACAAACUCUCACCAAAAGCCCCUAACAAGCCAUCGACGACCGUCUGGAUCUAAUAUAAACAACAAAAAAGUCCACUUUACGAAGGAAUCAUGGUUACCGAGUGUCGACUUUAAAGCUAGCAGAGCGCAGCUAGCUCAAGAGUUUGGCGUCGCGAGGAGUUACGCGAACAGUGUAAAUAUAGUGUAAAUAUCUAAUUUAAUACAGAGUAGUGUGAGGAAGCGAGCUGUAAGAGUCUCCGCGAGAGUUUGCUGGUGUGUAGUUUGCCUGUGGACGGGUGGAGAUGGCUCAGUCACCGGUAUCUGUUCAAGUUCCUGGAAUGCAGAACAGUCGAACAGACCCCGAGGAGCUGUUCACUAAACUGGAGCGCAUCGGGAAGGGCUCGUUCGGGGAGGUGUUUAAAGGCAUCGACCGCCGCUCUCAGAACGUAGUGGCCAUCAAAACCAUCGAUCUCGAGGAAGCAGAAGAUGAAAUCGAAGACAUCCAACAGGAGAUCACCGUUCUCAGCCAGUGUGAUAGUCCUCAUGUCACCAAAUACUAUGGCUCUUACCUAAAGGGUAGUAAACUAUGGAUCAUAAUGGAGUAUCUGGGAGGGGGUUCGGCUCUGGACCUGCUGCGAGCCGGACCCUUUGACGAAUACCAGAUAGCCACCAUGCUGAAAGAGAUUUUAAAGGGUUUGGACUACCUGCACUGUGAGAAGAAAAUCCACAGGGACAUAAAAGCCGCCAACGUCCUGUUGUCUGAGUCUGGAGAGGUGAAGCUGGCAGACUUCGGUGUGGCGGGACAGCUGACAGACACACAGAUCAAAAGGGAGACGUUUGUGGGUACACCGUUCUGGAUGGCACCAGAGGUCAUCCAACAGUCUGCUUAUGACUCAAAGGCUGAUAUCUGGUCUCUUGGGAUCACUGCCAUUGAGCUGGCCAAGGGCGAGCCGCCGAACUCAGACAUGCACCCCAUGCGAGUCCUCUUCCACAUCCCCAAGAACACGCCACCCACCCUCAACGGAGACUUCUCCAAGAUCUUCAAGGAGUUCGUGGACUCCUGUCUCAACAAAGACCCUACAUUUAGGCCCACAGCAAAGGAGCUUCUGAAGCACAAGUUCAUAAUUAAAUAUGCCAAGAAGACGUCCCACCUCUCCGACCUCAUCGACAGACUGAAGCGCUGGAAAGCCGAGGGACACAGUGAUGGAGAAUCCAGUUCUGACUCUGACUCAGAGAGCAACAGUAAGGACAAUGAAUCGUCUCCUGAAUGGUCCUUCACAACCGUUCGAAAGAAGAAGCCAGAAAAGAAGCAGCCCAACGGAAUGGCAGAAGAAGUGCAGAAGAAGUCCGUCAGUUUAACCACCGUCAUGGCUCCUGUUUUUUCUGAGCUGAAAUCCCAGCAGCGAGACGAUGAGAUGACGAGAGGAGUGUUGGAGGAGCUGGAGAAGAGUCUGCAUGUGGCUGAGGAUCUCUGUCCUGGUGUCACAGACCGCAUGAUCAGCCACAUCCUCGAGAGAGUUCAGAGGUUCUCUGUGAGUUAGUGGGAAACGCCACGCUUCUGCUGUCAGCCCCUGAUGACUGCACCUUAACACACACUCACACAGAGAACACACUAUCUCAUCAUAACCAAAAGGAAUUCUGCUCUUCUUGUCCCAAAGAAUGGAAAA
This is a messenger RNA of Rhinichthys klamathensis goyatoka, 1746 nucleotides long. RefSeq names its product serine/threonine protein kinase 26 (gene stk26). Lineage: Eukaryota; Metazoa; Chordata; Actinopteri; Cypriniformes; Leuciscidae. The coding region runs from base 382 to 1620 and encodes 412 amino acids. The record is from RefSeq and is a predicted model, not a curated record. Gene Ontology annotation, molecular function: ATP binding; protein kinase activity. The transcript has 11 exons. Gene Ontology annotation, biological process: protein phosphorylation.